Messenger RNA from Bombina bombina (fire-bellied toad), 476 nucleotides. RefSeq names its product bombesin-like. Gene Ontology annotation, biological process: neuropeptide signaling pathway. Bases 39 to 476 code for a protein of 145 amino acids. The record is from RefSeq and is a predicted model, not a curated record. NCBI's taxonomy places the organism in Eukaryota, Metazoa, Chordata, Amphibia, Anura, Bombinatoridae. The transcript is spliced from 4 exons.
CAGACUCUCACAGCUCUGCGGUACUCACAGCUUUAGACAUGUCUGCGAUUCCUCUGAACAGGAUCCUGCCUCUAGGGUUCCUGCUGAUUUUCUCCUUCAUCUCUCUGUCCAGCUGCAUGGAGUUCGUUGAAGAUCCUAACAAUCAGGGCGGUCUCAACCUGCAGGACAGCUUCGGGAAUCAGUGGGCAAGGGGUCACUUCAUGGGUAAGAAGAGCCUACAGGACACAGACUUUGAAGAGAUGGAAAGUUUUGAUAAACGUAACGUUGAGAACAUGAGAGCUGCCCUCCUGCAGGAGCAGAACAGAGCAGAAUCAGAAAGAGAGCUGCGGCAUGCACAGGUAUGUGUCAGUAACAUCUUUAAAGCAUGCACAGGCUUCUUCCCAUGGCAGCUAGGACCACGGACAGAAACCACUACAUUGGUUCUACGAACAGGGCAGAGACAAUAUAACUCUGCCAAAAAGGAGUAUGGAGGAUAA